Molecule: messenger RNA, 2541 nt
Organism: Symbiodinium sp. CCMP2592
Lineage: Eukaryota; Dinophyceae; Suessiales; Symbiodiniaceae
Source: the annotation of a GenBank genome assembly
AUGCUCUGCAAGCCUUCGUGCGAGCCGCUAGCAGAGCGCGAUCGCGACUUGAAGGAUCUCCACAGCUUGGAGCGUCGCUACGCAGUGUCGGAGGCGGCCAGAGAUGGGUGUGCCCGACGUCUGAAGCUUCUCGAAACGCAGCAGGAAAAGCUUCAGCGCGACUUGCAAGUGGCCCUAACCUCGAAGCAGGAGCUUGCAGAAAAGCACAACUGCCUGCGGCUGGAGUGUGAGGACUUCGAGUCGCAGCUACGACUGGCAGAGCGGGACGCCUCUUCCAAUGCUAAGCAUCGAGACGAGAUUGCCCAGGAGCACUGGCAACACGAACAAGGGGCAUCCGAGCUGUUGGAAAAGAGCCAGCAACAAGAGCGUGCCGCGGAAGAGUUUCAGCGAAGAUUCGAAGAAGUGGAGACUGCACUGGAGGCAGCCAUAUUGGCCAAGGAGCGUAUGGAAGGGCGAGCGGCGUCAGCAGAAGGCGACUUGAAGGAGCUUGCAGAAAAGCACAACUGCCUGCGGCUGGAGUGUGAGGACUUCGAGUCGCAGCUACGACUGGCAGAGCGGGAUGCCUCUUCCAAUGCUAAGCAUCGAGACGAGAUUGCCCAGGAGCACUGGCAACACGAAAAAGACGCAUCCGAGCUGUUGGAAAAGAGCCAGCAGCAAGAGCGUGCCGCGGAAGAGUUUCAGCGAAGAUUCGAAGAAGUGGAGACUGCACUGGAGGCAGCCAUAUUGGCCAAGGAGCGUAUGGAAGCGCGAGCGGCGUCAGCAGAAGGCGACUUGAAGGUGGGGCAGGUGUGGGUAGCGGUCCGUUCGGGGACGGACAGCGGAACCAAAGUGCAAGGACGCCACCGCCCGAAGUGUGGCUCGAAGAGGCCUCUGGCGAGUGCCAAAGACAGCUUUUGCUGGUGUUGGCUUUUGAUGCAGGAAGCGGUGCUCCCAGAGGAGUACUUGGAGCUUAAGGGAGCGAUCGAUGUGUCGGGCUGGGGAGCCGUGGAAUGGGCUGGAAACUACACGCUGCUCCACUGGGCAGCAGCGACGAACCACGCUGGCCUCUGCGAGCACUUUCUCAGGUUGAGGGCCGACCCACUCGUCCGAGAUGAUGCGGGGAGGACCUCGUUGGACUAUGCUGUUCUGCAUCAGCACAAGGAGGUGGCGAUGGUACGCCGAUGCAUGUUUGCUUUGGACGAUGUCCGGCUCCGACAGGCUUCAGCCAUGACCUUGGAAUCCUUGAAUGUUGACAGCGAGCGGGAUGAGUAUGGAGACCUCUUCGAAGACUACGGCUUUCUGAAGAGGGCGGAGGCUUUCAAGGGAGAGGGCAACAAGGCCUUUGUGAAGGAGCGCUUCGAGAAGGCAUUGGCCGAAUAUGACGACGCGCUGGAGCAGUUGUUAACAAUCGCCUACGACAAGUCCAUUGUUAUUGGCAAGAAGAAGUGGAAUGACAUUGUCGUCAUGAGAAGCACACUCCACUUGAACAAGAGCACAUGCUUCUACAAGCUCAAAGAUUGGCAGCAGUCUCUAGAUGCUGCGCUCGAGUGCCUUGUGGGCAACCACCGGGAUGAGAUGCUAUUUACAGAUCCGCACAUUCGCCAGAAGCUGAAGGAGUCAGAGCGAAAAUCGGGUCAUGCUGGCGCGACCCUCGUGGAAUUUCGUUUGCCCAGGAUCACGCGCGCAAAAGCGUGGUUUAGGGCUUCGCAGUGCUAUGGUCAUUUAGACUUCCUAGACAAAGCAAAGGAUGCUCUAGCCAAGGCGCUCGAAGCAUGUGACGACCAGGGGUUGAUUGCUGAAAUCUCGCAGCAUUCCCUGCGCUUGGACACUUUGGAGAGACUCCAGAAAGACAAGCAGAAGAAACAGUUUGCUGGGUUCUGGGAUAAAUUCCAGGAUCGUGGUGGGUACUCGGAGGGAAGGAAUGACGUGCAGGAUUGGGACAAGCUGAAGUACUGGGAACGCUUUAAACAUGUCGAAGAAUAUGAGGAGAGAUACUCUUACGUCGACCAAGACCAGCAGCAGGAGGACCCGAAGAGGGGAGCUGCGGCCGAGCUGUUGCACCAUCUCCCGCCCGGUGCAAAGUGGGACUCGGCAGUGAAGGGCCUGACCAAGAAGAUGUACCGAAGCAUCGACCGGAGCUUUGAGGAGUAUUUGGAGAAGAAAUCCGCUGGCCAAGUUGAGGAAGCAAGCGCGACAGAAGAGCCUGGCCAGUCUCCUCGAAUAGAAGUGCCGCCUGAGCCAAAGGAUGUCGUACCGCCCAGGCCGCGGCGAAAGGAGGAGACACCGCUUGCGUACUCGCCACGCGGGGCUCGGCCAGGUGCUCGCUCCCGGGCCGCGCGUUCGCCAUCGCCGCUUCCGAACCCACGGGAGGAGUAUGCCCGGCACUACAACAGCUAUGCAAAGCAGGAGAAGGCUUGGCAGGACAAAGCCGCAGCAGAGGCGCUGGACUCGGAAGAGGAGCAAGAGCUGCAGGAGGCACGAGAUCGGAUGGCAAUGCAGCGCUGGGAGAGAUUGAACAAAGAGCGCAAGGCAUGGCUCGAGGCGCUGGACGACGAUGAUUGA